GCCUAUUUUUAGCAUGGAGAUGAUGCAUUUAUAUAGUGAAGAGAAAUACGCACCUAUUUUCUGCUGUCUCUAAGGAACCAUGGAAAAUGAUCAUGAUUCUUUGUCUUCUGCACGGGAAAGUGAAAAUGCACGUCCGGAUACUGAUGAAAGUCCAGGGCAGUUCUUCCUAAUUGGCAAGAGACUUCUGUUUUCUACUUCCUCCAUUUCCCUCUCUGCUGAAGAGUACAAAUCAUUAGAAGUCGAGGUGAAUAAAUUAGAUGAUGAAGAAGAAAAUCAAGAUCAGGCAGAGGCGAGUGCAAUGGCCCCUGCAGAGACAAGCGGUACUGCUUUGGAUUCUGAACCUAAAUCGAGUGAAAAACCAGGAUCGCCAUGGAAUGGAUUUAUACGCAAGCUGAAGAAGGGUCCAACGAUGAACUUCCAUGCAUUCCAGCCCAGCAUGCCUCAUCUUCCUUCCCUAAAAAUCCUGUCGAAGAGAAGAGUUUCCAGGGAUCCACCAAGUCUGCCAGAACUUUCUUCCAAUGCUGACUUAUAUUUUUGCUUCGAAAAUUCUUGGGUCAAUUUCAGCCUCCCUGAGCUUCAAGAAGCUACAAACAACUUUAGCCGAGAUAACAUAAUUGGCGAAGGAGGAUACUCCGAGGUUUACAAGGGACACAUGGAGAGCGGGGAAUUAGUAGCCGUGAAAAGGCUGACCAGGGGGAACACAGAGGAGAUGACUGCAGAUUACUUAUCCGAGCUUGGCAUUUUAGUACACGUUAGCCAUCCAAACAUUGCGAACGUAAUUGGCUACUGUGUUGAAGGAGGAAUGCAUAUUGUUCUUCCAUUGUCGGUCAAUGGGAGCUUGUCAUCUCUGCUAAAAGGCAGAAAGGAGAAGCUUACUUGGAGUCUCAGAUACAACAUCGCUCUUGGAAUUGCCGCGGGCCUUUCUUAUCUUCAUGAAGGGUGUCAACGACGAAUCAUCCACAGAGAUAUCAAGUCGGCCAAUAUUUUGCUCACCGAAGACUUAGAACCUAUGAUUUCAGAUUUCGGGCUUGCAAAGUGGCUUCCGGAUCAAUGGACACACCUCACUGCUUCACAGUUUGAAGGCACAUUCGGCUAUCUGCCUCCUGAAUUCUUCAUGCACGGUAUAGUUGAUGAGAAAACCGAUGUAUAUGCAUUCGGGGUGCUACUUUUAGAGAUCAUCACCGGCCGCCCUGCAAUCGAUGAGUCAAGUAAAAGCCUUGUGAUGUGGGCUAAACCUCACCUAAGCAGCAAGAAUACAACGGUGCUGGUCGAUCCAUCACUCGGCACCAAUUACGACCCCGAACAACUGAGUAGCAUGGUUAUGGUUGCUUCCUUGUGUAUUCAUCAUGAUCCGGCCGAAAGGCCUCAAAUGAGCCAGGUUUUGAGGAUGUUGAAAGGCGACGAGGGCAUACUGCAGAGCAAGAGGAAGUUCCAAAAAAGGCCGGCACUCAAGAGGCCGCACUUGGAGCUGAUCACCGAAGAAUUCGAAAAAUGCAACUCGCCACUGGAUCAAGACAUCCUUCUCCACGACAUCAGCGCACCCGAUCGCGCAAACCUGUAAUAACUCAGCUUUGAUCGAUUGAUCCAUCCAUCCAAUCGGGUUCUACAGCCUUGUCCUAACCAUCACCAUUGCUGCUGCAAGUUCUUGUUCUCAGCAACUUUGGUAGUUGAAAAAAUUUAACAGAUUGUGCUGUGGGAAAGAUAAGAUUUCCUGCUCUGCAUUUUCUUCUCAAAGGUUUUUUAUGGACAAUAUAUAUACUUUCUUGUAUAUAACCUGUUAUUUUCUUUCAUUCUGCAAAAAUGGGCUUUUUAUAUAUAUAAACUGAGUU
Molecule: messenger RNA, 1829 nt
Organism: Andrographis paniculata
Lineage: Eukaryota; Viridiplantae; Streptophyta; Magnoliopsida; Lamiales; Acanthaceae
Product: receptor-like cytosolic serine/threonine-protein kinase RBK2
Exons: 10
Coding region: 80-1561 (493 amino acids)
Biological process (GO): protein phosphorylation
Molecular function (GO): protein kinase activity; ATP binding
Source: RefSeq, a predicted model, not a curated record